Molecule: messenger RNA, 1431 nt
Organism: Opisthorchis viverrini
Lineage: Eukaryota; Metazoa; Platyhelminthes; Trematoda; Opisthorchiida; Opisthorchiidae
Exons: 4
Coding region: 1-1431 (476 amino acids)
Source: RefSeq, a predicted model, not a curated record
AUGAUUUCGACCAAUGUCCCCUUCAGUACCGUGAAUCGCCUGCUUGUAUCAUCGCAGCAUAAGCUUCCUGAACUGCCUCGAGACCCGCAGACACUGAUGAGAACACCCCGGUCAUGUCCAACUAGAGAAGUCUCCCCAGGAGAAUACAUCCACUUGGGUAUUGCGAACGGGCUUCGCCGGGUUGUGCCGAUGUACUUGCCACCCCAAUCUCAUAUUAUCCAUUUACAUAUGAAUGUAGAUGGGAUGAAGCUGCACAAUAACGGUACAACCGUAAUCUGGCCUAUACUAGCACGUAUUGUGCGGCCCUUCACUAGCCCGGUAUUCCUUGUUGGGCUUUAUGGAGGAGUUCGUAAACCCGAGGACGUUUGUACAUACCUGCAUGACGUAGUGCAGGAACUGGAAGAUCUCCUGCGUCUGGGAGUUGUCGUUAAUGACCUGCAUCAUCAGGUCGUGUUGGAUGCAAUUAUUUGUGACAAACCGGCACGCUCCUUCGUCACACGAAUGAGAGCACACAAUUCCUACUAUGGUUGUGAUAAGUGCUGCAUAAAGGGACAAUACUUCCAAACGAAGAUAACGUUUCCAUAUGGGCAGCAUGUUCUGCGAACUGACAACAGUAUACGUCGGGAUACUCGAAACAGUUUGUCUCCAUUCUUUACGUUACCCAUUGAUUUCGUUCACUGCUUCCCCAUAGAUUAUAUGCACUCCAUAUGUCUCGGUGUUGUCCGUAGAUUAGCUUCCAUUUUCGUCAACGGUGAUCGACCCGUACGCAUCGGGCCUGCUGGCUUGAACAGGGUAGAUCGGAUGAUUCGGAAUAUACGUGCCCAUAUGCCCGUGGAAUUCCCGCACGAGUUCAAAAAGGCCCGCGAACAUGAGAGGAAGUUCCAGUACACGUCGGACCUGGAGACUUCGGAUGUAACCGUUGAGGCGACACCCCGUGCCUUGUUUUGCUCAACUCCAGAGCGCAUACCCCAGCAUCCUGCACCCGUCCCGUCCACAUCCAACCAGCCCGUAUAUGCGAUGCCUCAGACGGUGCACCGUCUGCCACAGUACGCUUUAAACACCGCACCGGAGAUCCCUAUGUUUCCAGUUUUAUCCCCACCAUCUGCUCCUUUAUUCCAAACCCCAGGAAUGGCAGUACUGCUUCAGCAGAACAAACAGCUGCAUCGGAAAAUGGACACAAUGGCGGAAGAUCUUAGAUACCUGAAGAUCCGCAUUGUCAACUCUUUGUUACAAGUCCAUAGUUCUUCUGGAACUACCGGCUUUACUUUUCCCCUCCGGAGCAAACGUGAACGACAGCCACUGACAUACAAGAACAAACCCGACCCGGGAAACUUGGGCAAUAGCCUCGAUCCUGUGUAUCAAUCCGUGAAUCGUGAAUCCGUAAAACUGAAAACCAUUGCUGGCCAUAAGUGGCUUUGGGUGAUUGGAUAA